UAAAAUAAAAAAUAAAAAAAAUGUCGAUCAGAUCUAAUUCGAAGCGCAGACCCACACGAUACUCGGUACAGUGCACACUUAACUCUCUCUCUCGAUUGUACGGCCUCCUAUUUUUCGAUUAUUAUUUAGAGAUUUAGUGCGAAUUUUGGAAAUUCCGGGAAUUACGUCAAUUUAUGGGCUGGAGGGAUAAAUCGGCCCAGAAGGCUUCGAUGACUAUGGAAAAUCAAGUGCAAUUGCAAUCAUCGUUUCCCGCUACCAAAUCAACGAGUGAGGCUACUUGAAUCCUGGUUUGCGGUCGAGAUGGCAUUUUCGUAAUAAUAAAAACAAUGGCGAAAAGAGAAGGAUCGGGUUCUGGGAAUUUGAGGUUUGCUCGUCCAACGGUUGCCGAGAAGCUCUGGGAUGGGUCCCUUCAGCUUAAUUCUUCUGUAACUGUGUCGGUCGUUGCCUUCUUCAAAAGCGGUGAGAAGAUGCCUGAUAUCAAGUGGUCUGAACUUGUACAAGUCAAAGGAAAAGUUAGACUAGAGGCUUUUGAGAAAUAUAUUCAAGAGCUUGCUCGCUCACGCAAUAGAGGGUUGAUGGUUGUAUCACUUUGCUGGAAAGAAGGAUCUUCUAAAUCCGGACUGGCAGGCUUGAAAGAGAUUGCAAAAGGGUACGAGAAAGGGGAAAGAGUUGGGUUUGCUCAACUCUCGCCAGGUAUUGAUCUUUACAUAUGUCCUCGCAGUGAUGCCAUAAUCACCAUACUUGCAAAACAUGGAUUCUUCAAGGGCAUGGCUGCAGUUGAAGACAAGCAGAACUCAUUGGUGGGUUGUGUUGUUUGGCGAAGAAAUCAUGGACCAUCAAAUUCUGUUACAAGGAAGCUUGAAAGAAAGCAUUCUUCCUUGACAGAGCAACCUCUGAACUCCCGCUCUGAACAAAAACUUUUGGAAAAUGACUUGCCUUGCACACAACCAGCUCAAGAAUCCCACCUAGCCACAUGCACAAGCAUUGGGAGUGCUAUAAUCAAUAGAAAUGAAGGUGACAAUGUGGUCAGUAAUGAUAUCCAACUUGAACUGCACAACUCUCCUGCCAGUGCUAAUCUCUUGCUUACAACUUCUGCAUUGAGCAACUUCUCAAGUACUUCGGAAGGACUUCAAACAUCCUCAUGUUCUAACUCUGUCUCUGUCUUCGGACCCAAGGAGCAGUCUUCUGAAAGGGGAAUGUCUCUGACAGCUAACGCAGGAACAGAGAAACCUAAAUCUGGUUUGGGACUUCAAAAUCCUGUCUUGUCUCUGCCAUCAGUCAUUACAAAAGUGCACACACCUGCUAUUGACGAUGAUGAUCUUCCAGAAUUUGAUUUUGGGGCUGCCUGUGGUAUAUCUGAAAGUCUAAGAAAUAAGGUUUUGGAUACUGCAGUGUUCGACAAGAAUGUUUUCGUUGAAGGAUUAAAGAAAAUUGUUGGGUCAUUGCCAUUGACUUUACCAACUAUACAGUCACUACCUGCUCCACAUAAAAGACGAGCAGAAAAUUUCCUUCUUCCUGAGUUUCCAUACGAUGCUAUUCUGAACUUGCCUCCAGGAAAGAAAGUUUGUGAACAUGAUCAGAUAUCAAUGUUACCAGCUUUAGAAAUGAAACAGACCACCAAAAGUGGCACAACCUUUACGCCUGUUAUCACUACCAUAGUUGCACCUCAAAAGAAUAUUUUUGAUGAUGAUGAUGAUGAUAUGCCUGAAUGGUGUCCACCAAAUGUAGAGCUUUUGAAGCAUACAUUUCUUGAACCAGAAAAGGUAGUAGCAUCUGUCUAUCCUACUUUAUCAAACUCAAAGUCAAGUUCAUCUCCAGGUCAUCCAGGCCCCUCAUUCUGUUCUUUAGCUACCCAGUUGCCUUUUUCUACCCGAAGAUCCAAUUAUAGAAAUCAUUGGCCAAUAACUGCCUCUGUGAAACCAGCACAACGAAGACAAACUGAUGGAUACAUACAAAGGGCUCCGAGUUCUUUGAUGGAUUCCAAUUCCAGCGAUCUUUUGAGGCCACCCCUCCACACUCCUGGAUGGAGGGGCAGGGGGCGAUGAAACACGGUGACUGAGAUAUAUGCGAGGUGGUUAAAGCAUUGUAUAAAGCCUGUUCCAAAGGGGGAUGACUUCAGAGAGGCUAUAGGAGAAAUAUGGAUUUGUAAAUAAGCAGUUAGCUGAUGGGCAGGUUCAUAAGUGGACAUUACAGUUUUUCAGCUUCUGUUUGGUUUUCUGCAUUUUAGAUAUAACUGUAAAGUGUUGUUCUUUUCCGUCCUUGUCAUAAAGGUUGUUCCUACUGCUGGUUUAAUUGUCACUGCUGGUUUUCCAAACUCAACUUACGGUAGCCUUGGCCAAAAUCAAAUUUUUAUGGUAGCACGGACAACAUACCAAAAUUUCCCAUCCAAUUUCACCGGUUCUGGUAUUAUGAUAUUAUAGAUAUAGAAAACUUAUUUCGCCA
This is a messenger RNA of Durio zibethinus, 2442 nucleotides long. RefSeq lists its product as uncharacterized. Gene Ontology annotation, cellular component: nucleus. NCBI's taxonomy places the organism in Eukaryota, Viridiplantae, Streptophyta, Magnoliopsida, Malvales, Malvaceae. Gene Ontology annotation, biological process: DNA-templated transcription. The record is from RefSeq and is a predicted model, not a curated record.